AUGUCCUCCUCGACCGAAUCGCUACCCUAUCGUCGCUCGAACCCCGUAGCUGCUUCCCUGUACGCUUCCACACUAUCACCACCUGGAUCGCGUUCCAUGUCGCCAGCGGGACGGGGCUCUCCGUCAAAGUUACUAGCAGGCACAGUUUUCGAUGCGCCAUCAGGGCCCCUGCCAGAGGGCGCAGGCGAGAAGCCGGGGGAUCCGCUGAACUUGAUAGUCAAAGCUUUCGUGCCGCACGUUGCAAUACAAGCUUCAAGCGACGUUGAGCAUCUUGCUAGCAGCAAAGGGUUCAAAAAUGGGCUUUGGGAACUCCUACGACCCUUCGGCGAGCGAAUACAGGGCAAGGUUGCGAUCAGAGAUAGCAACGGAGUCAGUAAGCUUGCAGAAGACUUUUCAGUACGAUUCACCAGGUUCGGCGCGGAUGUGGAGCACCCCGACAGUGGCUUUAAGCAACAAGCUUCGGGCCAGGAAGAUCAGGGCAUGUCGAGAGACAAGAGAACGCUGGUCGCUGUAGAGGAGGUGGUUGAUCGCCACCUAUCGUAUGCCGAGCAGUCUUUUCUCAACACGCCACAGCACAGCCAGAGCACGACCCAGGGGAGCGAGGAUGAGGAAGAUGAUGAUUUCGAGGAUCCGACCAGGCACAUUUUCGAGUCAGAUGCGACUGCGAUACGAACAUUCGUUAGGGAGAUGGUUACGCAGUCUAUUGUGCCAACAAUGGAACGCCACGUCUCGAUAUGGAAUGACCAGAUUGCGUCGCGUAGACGUGGUUUCGCCGGCCGGUUCAUGAAUCUGUCACGUAAAUUCAACUUUGGAGGAGGCAGGUCUUCUACUGGCAGCAGCGGUAUGGGGAAGGACAAUUACGACGCUGCAGGCUUCUUCCGCGCAGAUGCACCCGAGGCAAUCAUGCGUAAGCUUGCCGACUAUGCGUUCAUGUUGAGGGACUUCAAGCUAGCCCACUCGACGUAUGAGCUGCUGCGAACAGAUUUUGCCGACUCGAAAGCAUGGAAGCACCACGCCGCUACGAACGAGAUGGCUGCGAUCAGCCUCUUGAUACAAUCACAGCAGAUUACCUCAAAGACCCGGGCAGAGACGAUCGAUCAGAUGCUCGAAUCUGCCUUCUACUCCUACCAUACCCGAUGCAGCGCGCCGUUCGGUGCGAUUCGUAGUUUGACUCUGUGUCUGGAGCUGCUGCGACUCAGGGGUGGCACCAGUGUUGAUGACGCGAGCCGAUGGGGUAUUCGAUUGCUCGAGUCCCGUAUUCUUGGAGCUGUUGGCGAUGCCCUCAUCAAGGAGCGCCUAGCGAUUUGCCAUGCCUCUAAAGAAGGAGUUGGAAGUUGGCACUGGGGAGCCCGCUAUCGCAAGUCUGGCGCAUGGAGUGUUCUCGCAGCAGACGCAUGGAUGCAGCACGAGCGCUACCUCCCCGCUCAACGGUGCUUGAAUGAGGCGCGGAAAACAUAUGCGGCUCUGCCUACAGAAUACGGUAUAUCAAAAUUUGAAGCUGCGCAUGGCUUCAUAGAGUCUCUGGAAAGGGCCCUGUCGGACAAGCUGGAUCACACAGGCGAAGCGAGCAAGGACAUAGACGAGGAAAGUCUACAGCUCGCCAUCGCCGGCGAACAAGCGAAUCUUGGAUCAUUUCGCGAAGCCUGCCCUGACUAUGUCACCUACUCGGCGCACUCCCACAACCCGCUUUCCAAUGGCCCCCUCGCGCUCCCCUUCCAACGCCCUGAAGAACGAUGCCGCACGUUUCAUUCCGACGCAAUCGAGAAGGUAAUCGAGGACAUGACCUCUCGCAUUGAGGACCCAGACCUUGCUCGGCUCUUCGAGAAUACCUUCCCGUCGACAACGGACACUACUGUGAAGUUCCACACCAAGGGCGCCGAGGAGAUUGGUUUCUUUCGCAUGGCCGGCUUCAAGGCCUUUGGUGAUGAUGGCGCAUGGGAAGGUCCACAGAGCUUCAUCAUCACCGGCGAUAUCAUAGCAGAGUGGCUGCGCGAUUCAACGAACCAGUUGCGACCGUACCAUGCGCUAGCAGGGAAAGAUCCAGCAAUUCACACGCUAUUACUGGGAGCAAUCAACACGCAGGCAGAAUAUGUCAUUCAGUCUCCGUACUGCAAUGCGUUCCAGCCCCCGCCAAUAAGCAAGUUACCGAUCUCGAACAAUGGUCAACAAGAUGUGGUGCACCCCGCAUAUGAGCCUGAUACAGUGUUCGAGUGCAAGUACGAGCUGGAUUCAUUGGCGCAUUUUCUCGCGUUGGCGAAUGACUUCUAUGACCACACGGGCUCAACCGAGUUCCUGCACAACCGUUGGUUCCUGGCGCUCGAGACGCUUCUGCAGGUUUUGAAGCAGCAGAGUCAGCCGACCUUUGACGCCGAGACGGGCAGGCUCAUGUGGAAUGAGUAUACCUUCCAAAGGAAAACCGAUAUUGGUACCGAAACGUUGAAUCUGAAGGGAAUGGGCAACCCAUUGAACGCUGGCACGGGCUUGGUCCGUUCAUCGUUUAGACCAAGUGACGAUGCGACGAUUUUAGGCUUCUUCAUCCCAGCCAACGCACAAAUGUCUACGGAAUUGCAGAGGACUGCAGCCAUCUUGACGGGGGCAGGCAAGACGAAGCUGGCGGAUAAGCUCAACAAGUGGAGCAAGCAGAUUCGCGAAGGCAUCAUGGAGCAUGCCGUCGUUGAGCACAAGAAGUACGGCAUGGUCUUCGCAUACGAAGUCGACGGCUAUGGUUCGAACAUUAUGAUGGAUGAUGCCAACUACCCAUCAUUAUUAGCUUUGCCAGUCAUGGGAUUUGUGGAGGCGAGCGACCCCAUUUACCAGAACACGAGGAAGAUGGUCUUGGAACAAGAUGGCAAUCCAUACUUCCUCAAGGGCAAGGAUUUCAAAGGCAUUGGCGGGCCGCACAUUGGCUUGAAGAACGCUUGGCCGAUGAGUCUGCUGAUGCAGGCUCAGACUUCAGACGAUGAUGCUGAAAUCAAGGAAUGCCUGCGUCUUGUGUUGUCGUCUUCAAAGCUCGGACUCAUACACGAGAGUAUCGAUGUCACCCACGCCAGCCAGUACACACGAAGCUGGUUCGCAUGGGCGAAUGGGGUAUUUGCCGUGACGAUGCUGGACCUCGCGAAGCGAAAGCCUCAUCUUGUCUUUGGCGAGGGAGCGGAGCCAUAUGAAGUUUGA
This is a messenger RNA of Emericellopsis cladophorae, 3171 nucleotides long. RefSeq lists its product as uncharacterized. The transcript has 5 exons. Lineage: Eukaryota; Fungi; Ascomycota; Sordariomycetes; Hypocreales; Bionectriaceae. The record is from RefSeq and is a predicted model, not a curated record. Gene Ontology annotation, biological process: carbohydrate metabolic process. Bases 1 to 3171 code for a protein of 1056 amino acids.